AUGGAGACUGAUCCAGCUGACUCUACUACACCUAUGAUCUCUGAGAAAGAUGCUGGCGUUGAAGAAGAUCCCCUAAACUCUGCAGGAGAAACUCACAAAGACUCCACUAUUACAGAAGCUUCAACUGCAAAGGUUGAUACUCAGAUACCUGACGCUGCUGAGCCUAGCAGUAAAACAGAGGAUGAUAUAGUUCCAUGCCCGCCAGAUUCCUCACCCCCAUCUAUGUUUUCUUCUUGGGCCAAGAGUUUUAAGUUCCCUCAGCAAGAUCCUAACAGUACAGAUUCUGGGAUGUCAGCUUUCACUAGGUUCACCUCUGAGCUUGGUCUGCAUUUGCCUACUAAAGGGCCUGAUGAGGUCGGUGAAUCGCCAAACACACAAGUUGGUGCUGCUCUUGAGUCCCUCACAAAAGCUGUGGUUGAUUCAUCCCGUGGUGCCGUGAAAGCAAUGCAGGUGAAAGCACGCCACAUUGUCUCUCAGAACAAAAGAAGAUACCAGGAAGGGGAAUUUGAUUUGGACAUGACAUAUAUAACUGAGAAUGUAAUCGCAAUGGGGUUCCCAGCUGGAGAUAUAAGCUCUGGUCUUUUCGGAUUUUUCGAGGGACUAUAUCGCAAUCAUAUGGAAGAGGUGAUCAAAUUUUUUGAAACUCAUCACAAGGACAAAUAUAAGGUCUACAACCUUUGUUCGGAGAGAUUGUACGAUGCUUCAAGAUUUGAGGGGAAGGUUGCAUCUUUCCCAUUUGAUGACCACAAUUGUCCUCCAAUUCAAUUAAUACCAUCGUUUUGUCAAAGUGCCUACACAUGGUUGAAGGACGACAUCCAGAACGUAGUGGUAGUUCAUUGCAAGGCUGGAAUGGGAAGAACCGGACUGAUGAUUUGUUGUCUUCUUCUAUAUCUCAAGUUCUUUCCUACAGCUGAGGAAGCUAUUGAUUACUAUAACCAAAAGAGAUGUCUUGACGGGAAAGCUCUUGUUCUUCCCAGUCAGAUUCGAUAUGUCAAGUACUACGAACGUGUUCAAAAUCAGUUUGGUGGGAAAGUUCCUCCUGAACGAAGAUGCAUGCUCAGAGGGUUUCGCUUAAUCAACUGUCCUUACUGGAUCAGACCAGCCAUAACCAUCUCUAACCACAAUGAUAUACUUUUCUCAACAAAGAAACAUGAGAAGACCAAGGAUUUAGUGCCUGAAGAUUUUUGGAUAAAAGCACCGAAGAAAGGAGUUGUUGUCUUUGCAAUUCCUGGUGAAGCUGGUCUUACAGAAUUGGCCGGCGACUUCAAAAUCCACUUUCAAGACAGUGAUGGAGAUUUCUACUGUUGGCUAAAUACUACACUGACUGAUACCAGAACAAUGCUUAAAGGUAUCGACUUUGAUGGCUUUGAAAAGAGAAAACUACCAGCUCCGGGGUUCCAUGUCGAGAUAGUAAUGAUAGAAUCUGACAACUCCACCCAACAACAACCUCAAAGCAGCUCCGGUGCUGAUUCAGGCAAAACCAAGUCUAAACAGAACAGAGAUGAUGAUGUAUUCUCCGACAGUGAUGGGGAAGAGGAAGGAAACUCCAAAGCCGGCGAGUCCAGUUCAACUACCAAGAAAACGGCAGGCUCGAUGCACCAAAUGAAUGAGCCACCAGAGACUGAUGAACAGUCUGCAAGCAGGAGUGUCACAAGUUCAUCGUCCUCGGGUCCUUAUAAUAAUGCAGUGCAAGAUGACUCAUUGGCAGUUAGUAAUAUAAAAGCUAUUGCUGCAGAUGCAUCGGUCUUCUCCUUUGGAGAUGAGGAAGAAGACUAUGAAAGCGACUGAGCUUGAAAAAAAUUAAAGUUUCAUCAUAUUCACAGUUACACACAAGUACAACAUUUUUGUAUUGCCUCCGUUUCUAUAUAAAUAUAUAGUUUCUAAACUAAAUUAUUUUCCAUGGUUUGUACCAUCGGCUACUCC
Eruca vesicaria subsp. sativa (arugula) is the source of this 1923-nucleotide messenger RNA. NCBI's taxonomy places the organism in Eukaryota, Viridiplantae, Streptophyta, Magnoliopsida, Brassicales, Brassicaceae. The record is from the annotation of a GenBank genome assembly.